UAAAGGAAGAAAGGGUGGAGGGAAGCGGUGGUGCUUUCUUGCGCCAUAAUGUGUUUGUCGGCUAAUGCCGCAUGAGAUGGGAUGAGAGCUCAUCAAUUACUUUAUUAUUUGUUUCUCUCUCUAAAAAGCAGAACAUGUGUGCUGUAAUAAAAUCGAUUCCCCAAACAAAAAUCAAUGUCGGAGAAAAUACAUAAACAAGAUCCCUACUUCUUUUGACAGAGUGAAAGAAAAAAGAAAAUUUAAUCUGGGAAAUGGUGAAGAAGAUAAUGUACAGUUGGAAACGAUGGUGGGAAUCAGUCCACAGUCACAAUUACUUUGCUGUAAAAUUGGGGGUUUCGAUUCUUCUUGUGGGUCUUGCAUUUAGGUUUUUUCACAAUCGGUCCUCCGACUUUUCUCCAGUUACAGAAACCCCCUUUCUUCUGAUUCCACCACCCUCUGUUUUUUCUGUCGGUACUGAACUAAAUUCCGAUCAAAUCCCUCUCCAAGGAAAUGAUGCGAAAUCCGAACAAAACAAAGAAAAAUGCGAUAUUUUUACGGGGGAUUGGGUUCCUUACAAGGGAGAACCUUUGUACACAAACAACAGCUGUAGCUUUAUCGAGCAACAUCAGAAUUGUCUGAAAAACGGAAGGCCUGACAGAGGCUAUCUUCACUGGAAGUGGAAGCCCCGUGAUUGCGAUUCGCCUCAAUUCGAUCCUGUGAGGUUUCUUGAUUUAAUGAGGAAUAAAAGCUGGGCUCUCAUUGGCGAUUCUAUUUCACGGAACCACGUCCAAUCGUUGCUCUGCCUACUCUCAAUGGUCGAAAAAGCAGUCGAAAUUUACCACGACGAAAAUUACCGGUCUCGAAAAUGGAUAUUCCCGUCACACAACUUCACUCUCUCGGUAAUCUGGUCUCCUUUCUUAGCCGAAGCCGCGAUUUUUGAAGACAUGAACGGAGUUUCCACGUCAGAAAUUGAGCUCCAUCUCGAUAAGCUAGACAAGAACUGGACCCACCACUACAAAGACUUGGAUUACAUUAUAUUUUCGAGCGGCAAAUGGUUUGUAAAAUCCACCAUUUAUUACGAAAACGACACCAUACUCGGAUGCCACUACUGCCCCAAAAGAAGCAACAUCACAGAACUCGGGAUAAACUUCGCUUAUCGAAAAGUCAUCAGAAAAGUUUUCGACUAUAUUAUCGAGUCGAAUAACAAAAACAACGGCACGGUGUUUUACAGAACUUCCACACCGAGCCAUUUCGAAAACGGGGAGUGGUUUAGUGGUGGGACCUGCGGGAGAAAAGUGCCAGCUAAGCAAGGCGAGUUUGACUGGAACGAGUUGACCAAGAUUCUUCGUGCAAUAGAGUUGGAGGAGUUUGCAAAGGCUUCGGUCAAGGCUUAUGAAAAUGGAGUGAAGCUUAUGCUUUUGGAUGUUGGCCCGCUUUCGCUUUUGAGGCCCGAUGGGCAUCCGGGCCCGUAUAGAUUUUAUCAGCCGUUUGGUGAUGAUGAGAAUGCGAAGGUGGUAACAUGUCUGCAUUGGUUUUACACUUCUACUUUCUACAGCCGCAAGCCUCAUGCUCCCAUCUAUGAUGAUCAAAGUUCUACUGCACUUUCUACCAUACCGGAAGUUGCGGAAUCCGAUGGGCUUUCGCCGGAGAUCCGGCCUUUGGUCAGAAGAACGGCUUCCGGCGGAUUCACUUUCGGUGUUGCUCCCACUAAUACCUUUGGUAUUCAUUGUGCCUAA
Erythranthe guttata (spotted monkey flower) is the source of this 1715-nucleotide messenger RNA. Its product is annotated as protein trichome birefringence-like 23. Gene Ontology annotation, cellular component: Golgi apparatus. The record is from RefSeq and is a predicted model, not a curated record. Gene Ontology annotation, molecular function: O-acetyltransferase activity. Lineage: Eukaryota; Viridiplantae; Streptophyta; Magnoliopsida; Lamiales; Phrymaceae.